AUGGAGGAGAUGGUUUUGGAUCUGACGAGUACCUUGCCGGAUACAAUUAUGAUGGAUAUAUUUUCAAACUUGUCAAUGAAAGAGGCUGCAAGGACAAGUGCUGUAUCCCGCCGGUUUCACAAUCUAUGGAAGUCUUACGGGGGUUGUUUGGACUUUGAUGACGUGGAGACCAGAGUGCUUCUUCGGGCUCAUGAAAAGAGGUUUGAUGUUGAACAGAGGAAAUAUGUAGACUGGGUGAAUGAAGUGGUGGUUUCACAUCAAGGCCCAAUGAUUGAACAAUUCAGGGUGUGUUUUGAUCUGGGAGCAGAUGAAUCCGCCAGUAUCGACCGAUGGAUGGAGUUUGCAGCAGCCAGGAAGGUUCACAGGCUCGAGUUGGACUUAUCAUCCAUGCUCGCGUGCGGUAAGACCUACAAACCGAUUAAGGGUUUGGAUGACGUUUACAACUUCCCCAAGUCGGGUGCUGGUUACGACUUUAAGGUGCUAGCUUCUCUGCGACUGAAAGCUGUAAACAUUGCUGAACAAGACGUGCUGAAUCUUUUAUCCGACUGUCCGCUGCUGGAGGAUUUGUCGAUUGCUGGUGCACCAUCUCUACAUAAUCUGAGCAUUUUGGGUGGUGGCGGCGGUCGGCCGCUUAGGUUGAAGCAUUUGGAGAUCAGAAGGUGUAUUCGGUUGGAUCGUAUUGAGGUAGCAGCAGCCCGGAAUCUUGUUUCUUUUACCCAUCAAGGAAAAUAUGAGCUUGGAGCACUGCACUCUACCAACAUGCGCUUCCAAGAUGUUCCCCAACUUUCUUCAGUUUCCCUUGGAGUUGGUGAUUACCUUCGACAUAGUGUAUCUUACAGAUUCAAAGGCGUCCUUUUCUUAUCUUACAGCAGAGCAUUUGAUGAAUUUGCAAAAUUUCCGAAUCUUCGCCAUCUGGAAUUAAGAUUCAUGGUAUCAGACAGCCUGUUUUUUACUGUUUCAUUUCUCUGUGCAUCACCUUGUUUGCAUAAAUUGGUGCUCCGGUAUAAAAUAGAUUGUGAAGCAAGGAAGCGCAAUCCUCAAAUGAUGUGGUGGGACGAGGCUGCCAUAGAGUCAGGGCAUCGGCAGGUGGCGGAGAGGAGCAAGUAUGGAUGCCUCAAGGAGGUGGAACUUUUGGGCUGGAAUGGAGGAGAGGGUGAGGUUGAGUUUGUUAAACAUUUGAAUGAGGCCGGUGCAGGAUCACUCGAGAGGAUAACUGUUGACCCUCGCAAUCCAUGGCUAGAUAUAUUUUUCGACAACCCAUUAUCACCGCCUUCCGAGGAGGUAAUUGCUGCCCAGGAAGCUGCUAGGAAUCGUGCCAGGGACUUGGAACCAAUAUUAUCUCCACCAGCCAAAUUGGUGGUUUUAUAA
Molecule: messenger RNA, 1368 nt
Organism: Coffea eugenioides
Lineage: Eukaryota; Viridiplantae; Streptophyta; Magnoliopsida; Gentianales; Rubiaceae
Exons: 2
Coding region: 1-1368 (455 amino acids)
Molecular function (GO): protein binding
Source: RefSeq, a predicted model, not a curated record